Molecule: messenger RNA, 4222 nt
Organism: Pygocentrus nattereri (red-bellied piranha)
Lineage: Eukaryota; Metazoa; Chordata; Actinopteri; Characiformes; Serrasalmidae
Product: coiled-coil domain-containing protein 30
Exons: 22
Coding region: 181-2982 (933 amino acids)
Source: RefSeq, a predicted model, not a curated record
CACAGACACAGAGAGGCCGGACUGCCUUACUUUCCCACUCAGCCCAGACGCGGAUUAGCCUGUCGGGGCUGUUAGCUAGAACCGCAGUGGAGCAGUAAUGGAGUACAGAACUACCAGCAUGGAGCAAGUUUGGAAGAACGGCACCGUGUUGUGUUAAACGGGUCUGAGUGCAGAGUGAACAUGGAGCGAGGAGAGGUGGUGGUGAUGUUGGCUGAGAUGCAACAGUGCCUGCAGCGGGAAGGUUUGGGUGCGGAAGCUUCCAGCUCUGACUGCCUGGUCAUGCUGUGGCGACUCUAUUUGGAAAAAGAAAACACUGUAAGGACUCUCUCUCAGGAGAUACAGGAGCUACGGGCUGAACGUGCUGCAGAGAUCAAGACUGUUCAGCAGUAUGUGGAGAACAUCCGGAGUCUCUCAAAAACACGGGACUCAGUGGCUCUAGAGCUAGAGCAGGAUAAUGAAAUGCUCCGCACCAAACUUGAUGACAUCAAUCUCCUGCAAGAAGCUCAGAAGAGUGAGAUCGAUGAGAUGUUGCUGCAGGAGGGCCUGGCCGAGGUGAUUCCCAGCAGCCUCAGCGAGCAGGUGGCUUACCUACUGGCAGAGAGAGCCUCUCUCCUGGAGAAACUUCAAGAGGCUGUGGACACUAAAGCCCUGCAAAAGUGUGCUCAAAACACCUUAACACAGAGUUCUGAGGGGAACCCAGACAAAGUGGUGUCGCUGCGAGGACAGAACCCUUGGAAGAAGCUCUUAGGGAUUAGGAAGGCUGCACAAACCAAGCAGAUAUUUACUCCUGUGGUCAAUGAGAGCAGUGGCAGUGGGGAGAAUGCAUUAAAAGAGCGUGAGCGCUGGUUGUUGGAGAGGGAUCUGGAUGAGGCCUCCAGCAGGCUGGACAUGGCCCACAAGGAGAUCCGCCGGCUCACUGAUGAACUGGAGUCAGCUCGCCUCACUCAGAGGGCCUACGAGCCAGAGCUGCAGGAAGCUCAGUUAGAAGUGGAGCAACUCAGACAGGAGGUGGAGAAGCUCAAACGCUGUGAUGUGGCUGAACUUCGCAGGGCUAAAGAGAUGAAUGAGGCCCUGGACGCGGAGGUCCGUCAGCUGAGGGACAGUGUGCACAGAAUGCAAACAGAGCGCUCCCAACUCCUUGAGCUGAUUGACUUCAAAAUUGAGGACUUGGACAGUGAGGACGAUGAUGUCCAGGAUUUCUUCCAGAAACUAACAAAGAGUCGUGCAGCCAGAACUGGCUCUCUGUCCAAAAGUAAGAAGAUGAAAGAAAAGGACGCUCAUAAAAGAUGCUGUACAGAGCUGGAGGAUCUAAAUCAGGCUGUUUUGAAGCUCCAGACUGAGCUCGAGGAGGAAAGGAUGCUGCAGAAGAAGACAGUGGAGGAGUCUAAUGGCCACAGUAAGAGGCGUGUGGCGGCAGAACAGCUGAAUGUGGAGCUCCGAGCUUUGUGUGAACAGAAGGAGGAAGAGCACAAGACCAAAGUCCAGCAGCUUCAGGAGAAGCUGGCGUCUCUGAACGCUGAACUGGGCCAGUUAAAGUCUGCCCUCCAUAAGCAGUGUGAGCAAGCCAGACAGCAGCACGAAGCUCUGCAGGUUCAAGCUGACCGGGCCAAGUCCCUCUCACAGUCAAAGGAGCCUCUGCUGCAGCAAGCUCAGACACAGUGCAGGCAGCUGGAUGAGGAACUGCAGAGAGUUCAGGAACUCCUGAAGAACACCAAGAAGGAGCUGCUCGCUCAGAUUGAGACAAGUGGCCACCUUCAGAGGAACAUCGGCAUCCUGGAGCAGGAGAAGCUGAGGGUGGUUACUGAGCUACAGGAGGCCCAGGGCAAAGUGACGCAACUGCGAGACAAAAAAUCAUCGCAGGCUGCCGAGCUCAAGACCCUGCAGCUAAAGCUCCAGAUGCAGCAGUCUCAGUGGGAACAAGACAAGUCCCUCUUACAGCAAGAACAAGAGAAGCUCAUUUCCACUAAGGUUCAGUGUACCUCCAUGGAGAAGGAGAUUAAAGAUCUCCAGCAACAGCUGAAGAGUGCCACCCAGCAGCUCCGUGUGGAGGAGGAUCGUAACGCACAGAACUCCGCACUGGAGCAGAAAGUCAGAGACAUGCUGGAGGAGUUCGAUACGCUGAAGAUCCAAGCUGAGAACGCUCAAAAGCAAAGGGAGCACUUGGCAGAGAGAGAGAUGGAGCUCCAGCAGCAAGUGCAGUCUCUGCUGACCACCAACACUCAGCUGACCAUUGCAAAGGCAGAAAUAAGUCGAGUCCAGGACCAACAGCACAAAGAGCUAAAUGAGCUCAGGCAGGUCAUAGCGAAGCUGGAGGACAAACUGAAGGGCAGUCAGCAGGAGAUUGAGAAUCUCCAGAUCCAACUUCAGCACGCUCACUUUAACCUGCACGCUCAGAUCAGCAAAUAUCAAGACAAGAAGGGUCGCCACAAAGAAAAGCUCUGUGACGCCAAAGAGGUGUACCUGAGAGAGACAGCCUGGAGAGAUGAAAACAUCAGGGAGCAGGAGAGAGAGCUGAGCGUCCUUGCCAAGAGGGUGGAGAAGGAGAGUGAGAUGGUGAAGAAGGUCACAGCUGAGAAUGAAGUGCUGCUUCUCAGCAAGAAACACCUGCUGUGUCAGCUGAACGAGGAGGAAGAGCGCAGAAGACACGCAGUAGCCACAGUCACGGCUCUUCAGCAGAGGGUGGAUUUUCUCGACAAAGACAUUGUUCGACAGCGGGACCUUAACAUGAUAAAGUCCAAGCAGAUGGGGAGGCUGGAGGGACUGCUGCAGGACAAGCAGUGUCUGAUCAGUACUGAGGACCUCAAGAAGUUGUCUUCAUUUGAGAACCGUAUCAUUGAGGGCUCAGAGCAGGCCAAUUGCAGUGAGAGGGGAUUCGAAACGUUUGACCUUCUCGCGAUCAUCCAGAAAACCAAACCCAGUCCAACAGAGGAGCCUGCAGCUCCGAGCCGAAGCCGUGCCUCAGAGAUGGACUAUCUGAACUGACCACAGGAAUCUACACACGCCCCUCGACACUCAACGCAGCACAAAAACAGCUGCAGAAGAGGACGAGCAACACUGAACAGCGUCGAAACCUGAAAUGAGUUUAUUUAAUGGACUCUCUGAGCAGCAUGGAUGACGUGUGACUGAUCUACACAGCACAAAGCACUUUUUCUUUCGUGGGCUGAUAUGUAUGUAUGCAGUGUCGAUUAUCUGCCAACAUUACGUAGGCUAUUUUGUACGGUACAUAUUGGGAUUUGUAAGUUUAUUUACUGCAUUUUGUUUUUUGAUAAGGAUUCUAUUUAUUGAAUUUUGCAAGCCAUGUUUAUUUAUGACGAGGCUGAAGCUGAGCAGUUUUUUAUUAUGUAUCAAUGGCUUUGUUCACAUUACAGGCCUCACUGCUCAAUUCCGACUUUAUUUCCAGAUCCAAUCUUGAUCCAAUCUUCACAUUUGUGUAGGGCUGUGAUGCACAUCUGUCAUUAGCGUCAGUGAAGCCGUGUCCUGACAUGACAUGAUUGAACCCAGUGAGUCAUGAACAACAAACUAAGCAGCAGAACAAGGUUUCACCGCAAGGUAAUCUGCUCUGAAGAGCUUUCAGCCGUUCAUUAUUAGAGCAAGAUAAACGAGAAGAGUCAGGUGCUUUUUCACCGUUUACUGCUGCCGCCACGUUAACGCAUGCAAAGUGGAAAAAAACCUCCAAUCUGAGCGUUCGGAUUAAUGUUCACACAUCGGAUAUGUAUUUAAUCUAGGACCACAUUUGAAAGGCCUUGUUCAGACUGCCAGCCCAAAUCGGAUUCUUGGGUUGUCCAGAUUGGAUUCAGAAUGAUUUGGGAUUGUCUGAAUAGCAAAAAAAACACAUGAAGCCCAAUGUUUGCAAAACAAAAACAAACCACAUGUGGAGGUGGUUUGAAAUGCGAUUCCAGUGCGUCUCAGUUUGGACGCUCUGGCCACUCAAAUCGUAUUUUAAAGUGUCUUUUUGCACCACUCACAAAGCAACAAACAACGAAGACAUCAGAUCCAGUAUUAUGGAAGUGCUGGGAUUCAAAAGAUGAAUUUUUAUGCCAAAGAAUUUUGAGGAGUUUUGAGGGCAAGAUGAUGCACCUCCAUCUCUCCUGCCUCACCAGCGUAGCUACAUAGUUAGACACCUAGGGGGGCAGUCAUGGGCUGGAGGUUAGGAGGUUGGGGAACCAGCCUUGUGACCGGAAGGUCGCCGGUUCAAUCCCCAGAACCGACAGCGAGCGCAUGA